Didymodactylos carnosus is the source of this 531-nucleotide messenger RNA. The record is from the annotation of a GenBank genome assembly. NCBI's taxonomy places the organism in Eukaryota, Metazoa, Rotifera, Eurotatoria, Philodinida, Philodinidae.
AUGGCUACCAAAAGCGGUCGAAAAUCGAAAACACCUACAAAUUUAUCGAUUAAUCAAUAUUCUGGUAGUCGAAUCGACUGGAUACCACCUCAUCCAGCUCUUGGAGUUCAGUUACUUGCAUCAUUAGAAGAAAAUCCAUUAGAAGAGAGAGAUAUUGCCGGCGUUCGUUUGCCAAAAGCUAUUUAUAUGCAUUUUACUGCUCAAGAAAUUCGAAAUCUUAAAGAAAUAUUUGAUUUUUUUGAUAGUAAACAUCGUGGAAACUUGAAACCAAAAGAUGUUGUUUAUGCAAUGAGAACACUUGGAGUUUUUCUAACAGUAGAACAAUGUGUGGAUUAUAUUGAAAAAGAAAGUCGAGAUACUACUUAUAUCGAUCUCAAUGAUCUUCGAAGAAUAAGUGAAAAUACCGGUUUAAAUUUAUCAGAAUUAGAACUACAGUCCAUGUUCAUUAUGGCAGAUAGAAAUGGUGAUGGUCGAAUUGAUCGUAGUGAAUUUAUCAAGAUGAUGGGACAAACAAAUCUUUUUAUUAAAUAA